Messenger RNA from Paramuricea clavata, 975 nucleotides. The record is from the annotation of a GenBank genome assembly. NCBI's taxonomy places the organism in Eukaryota, Metazoa, Cnidaria, Anthozoa, Malacalcyonacea, Plexauridae.
AUGGCUCCUCUUCCACCUGUAAGAGUAUCGGAGGAUAGCGAUCGGGUUGCCUUUCCCUUUUCCGCCGUUAGUGUCGAUUAUUUCGGCCCAUUUCAUGUCACCCAUGGGAAAUCAACCAGAUCGGCGAAAGCAACUUCAAGUUUGAACAAGCGUUAUGGAUGUAUUUUUACCUGCCUUCGAUACAAAGCUGUCCAUAUUGAAAUUGCGAAUGAUCUGUCUACGGAGAGUUUUAUCAACGCAGUAUUACGUUUUGUAGCAAGAAGGGGACCACCGUCGGUCAUUUACAGCGACAAUGGAACGAACUUCCGAGGAGCUGAAUUAGAUAUUUUAAAGGCGAUGAAAAUUUGGAAUCAAGAGCAAAUAAGAUACAAUCUACAAGAGAAGGAAAUUGAGUGGAAGUUCAAUCCACCAGCCGCUAGCCAUUAUGGUGGCGUAUGGGAACGUCUAAUUCGGUUAUAACUGAAGUAGAGAAGACCAUGAAUGAUCGUCCGAUUACGCCUGUUCCAAGUGAAGCAGAAGAUUUGAAGACACUAACUCCAAAUGAUAUCUCACUAAUGCGAAGAAAUUCUUGCGUUUCUCCAAGAGGAUGAGAGAAAUCUCGAUCGAUAUCAAGCAAGAUGGAAACAAGUUCAUCAUCUUGCUAAUAAAUUCUAUAACCGUUGGAUUAAAGAGUAUUUGUCCCAACUUCAAUAAAGUCAGAAUUAGUUGAAAAGCAGAUACAAUUUCCGAGUUGGAGAUCUUGUUCUUGUCACUAGUAAAGACACAAUACGUGGUAAAUGGCCAAAAGGUUUGAUACAAGAAGUUUAUCCCGACGAAGAUGGUGUAGUUCGAAGAGUUUCAGUACGAACAGCCACAGGAACAUAUCAACGUGACAUUCGAAAGUUAUGUAUGUUAGAAGAACAAGUUGUAAGUUUACUAGUUACUUCGAGAACAAUUAAUCUCAUGAAAUCUAAGUACAUUUCUAGGACAGUUUAA